AGAAGUAGAAAGUGGUCAACAAAGGGCUACUUCAGGUCUGUCAAAGGCUACUCAUUCUCUGUUUUGCUGAGAAGGAAAAAAAAAAAAAGGCUACUCAUUCUCAAGUGAAAAACAGAGGGGAGAAAAACCAUUUUGAUAUUAUUUCUCAUUUGCAAUCCUCCCUAUUUGUUAUUCUUUAUCACCUUCAAUUGUAAACUCCCCUUGUAAGCUCUCGAAGUAUACAAUUCUUCUGAAGAAAAUAUUCAAGUUCCUACAUCUAUCUUCAAGUUGAAUAUCAGAUGGUGUAAAUCUUGGGUAUCAAUUUCGAGUAGUGGACUUAGGACUGGAGGUUUUAGUUUAUUUGGAAAACAGCAAGAUAAUCUGGACAAUACGAUGAAGAACAAUUAAUGCAAUUGAAGAAAAUGGUCUCCUAGCUAGGACCGGUGGGCAACAAGUCAAAGCAUUCACUCUCUUUCUCACUGAUGUGAUAGAAUUGGAAGAAGGGGAUCCUAAAAACUUGGUCACUAUGCUAGAAGCAGGAGUUUGAACUGUGAAGUUAAAAAUGGAUCAGGCUGUAGUGAAACUCUUGACUGACAAUAUCAUUUCAAUUCUUUCAACUGAAGCAUCGUUGUUAUGGGGGACUCGUGAUGCAAUUGAAGAUAUCAAAGAUGAGUUGUUAAGCAUGCAAUCGUUCUUAGUAGAUGCUGAUAGGAAGGGAGUAGGGAGUGAAGGAGAGAAAACUUGGGUGGCAAAUGUGAGAGACAUGGUGUAUGAUGUUGAAGACAUUAUUGAUAAGUUCAUGUAUCACAUGAAUCUCCAACGAAUUGGGGGUCGAUCUUCUUGGAUCCUUAACCACACCAUUUACUUUCCAAAAAAUCUCUGGGUGAGGCGUCAAACAGCCACCAAGAUACAAAAAAUUAAUGGGAAAAUCAAGGGCGUACCAGAGAGGAAGCAAAGAUAUCGUACAGAGGGAACUAGUUCUAAAGAUAAUCAGAAACGAGUGGUGCAGCAUGCUGAAUUAUCUCUUCUUUUUAAGGAAGACGAACUUGUAGGGAUUGAAGAGAAAAGGCAAUUGUUAAUGGGUUGGUUGAUGGAUGGGGAACAACACCAAACUGUCAUUUCGAUAGUUGGGAUGGGAGGUUCAGGCAAGACCACACUAGCUGCCAACACCUACAACAAUGAUGAUGUAAAGAAACAUUUCAACUACUGUUGUGCAUGGAUCACAAUUUCCCAAGCAUAUGACAUAGAAGACUUAUUGAGGAGCAUGAUUAAUCGAUUUUACAGGUCAAUGAAGGAAGUGGAUCCUACAAACUUGAGUUCCAUGAAUCACAUAGAGCUAGUGAAAAUGCUGGUGGGCUAUUUAAAGGAUAAAAUGUAUCUACUUGUCUUGGAUGACGUGUGGGACACAAAUCUCUUGGAUGAAAUAAAUGUAUUACUUCAACAUAGUAGUCUUGGGAGCAGAAUCAUCAUUACAACUCAAAAAGAAGAUGUAGCUUGCUAUCAUUUAGGAGGUAAACAUUAUAUUCAUCAUAUUCAAUUGCUGCAAAAUGAAGAAGCCUGGGAACUCUUUUGCAAGAAAGCAUUUGCAAGUAGUCCUAAUGGAAGUUGUCCACCGGAGCUUCAAUCUUUUGCUCAGGAACUUGUGGGAAAAUGUAAAGGCCUACCUCUUGCAAUUGCAGCUUUGGGCCGUCUUAUGUAUUCCAAGAAUAUGUCUCAGUGGAACGAAAUUCACAACAACUUGAACUGGAGUCUGAGUAAAAAUCCUAAGCUAAAAGCAGUGGAGAGCAUUUUGAUGUUUAGUUUCAACGAUUUACCAUAUCAGUUGAAGCAUUGUUUCUUAUAUUGCUCUCUUUUCCCAGAAGAUCAUGAGAUUCGAAGAAAAAGGCUCAUUAAGCUAUGGAUGGCAGAAGGAUUUGUAGAACAAGAUAAAAGCUACUUGCCAGAGGAAGUAGCAGAGAGCUAUCUAUUAGAACUCAUUUUACGAAGCAUGCUUCAAGUUGUAGAGAGGAAUGAAUUUGGAAGGCCAAGGAGAUUCAAAAUGCAUGAUCUUCUGCGGGAGCUUGCUUUAUCAAUAUCAGAGAGAGAGAAGUUUGGUGUUGUACAUGAUGGAAGAGAAGAAAUGGGAGAAUGCAAAGCACGCCGCAUUUCAAUUCACAAAACCAAUAAAGAACUCAAAUCAUGUUCAAUUAUGUCAAAGCUUCGUUGUUUUCUUGUUUUUGACAAGACACUGAAAUCAUUGCCUUCAGGAAGUAAAUUGUUAAGGGUUCUAGAUUUGGAGGAUGCCCCCAUUGAUGAAUUGCCUGAUGAAGUAUUCAAAUUAUUCAACUUAAGAUAUUUGAAUUUAAGGAGAACUUUACUUAAGAAGCUCCCAAAUUCCAUAGGGAGGCUCCUUAAUCUUCAAACCUUAGACAUCUUUGGCACACAAAUAGAGACCCUUCCUCAUGGAAUAGGAAAGUUGCAAAACUUGCGAUACCUAUUUAUGUUUCGAUUCACUGGAAAUUGGAAUGACUUCAAUUAUUAUAUAGCAACGCAGACACCAUCAAAUAUUGUACGUUUAAAGAAUUUGCAAGCUGUGUGUUCUAUUGAAGCAAACGAUGACUUGGUAUUACAAAUUCGGAGCAUGACUCAACUGACCACAAUUGGUAUUUCAAAUGUGAAAGCAGCAGAUGAGACGGACUUAUGCACCUCAAUUCAAAACAUGAGACUUCUUAGGAUCUUGUCUAUCAAGGUAACUGAUGAGGAGGAAACUCUCCGAAUGGAUGCACUCUCGUCUCCUCCUCCCAACCUUCAAAAGCUUCUUUUGACUGGAAAACUGGAGAAGGUGCCACAGUGGUUUCGUUCACUUCAAAGCCUCACAUAUUUGUAUUUGCAUUGGUCGAGACUGGAAGAAGAUCUACUCCCUCACAUCGCUGCUUUGCCCCAUCUGGGACGUCUUAAACUUACUAAUGCCUAUGUUGGAAAACAGCUACGUUUCGUUACAGGCUUUCUUAAGCUUACAGUGUUGUGGAUUUGUAAUUUCCCUCAAUUGGACGAGAUAAUAAUAGAAAAGGAGGUGAUGCCAAAUCUGAAAUCCCUAUGGAUUGACAGCUGCAUGGAGUUAAAGACUGUGCCCAUGGGCAUUGAAUACCUUCAAAAUCUCCAACAACUGGAUUUGACAUCUGCCUCAAGGGAACUUAAAAAUCGCAUUCGCAACGAGGAUAUUCUAAAGGUGCAGCACAUCCCAAAGAGGUACAUCUGGAAGUAAUUCAGAAUGUUUCACAAAGUGUUGCGGUGCAUCCAAAGAUCUAUAUCUGGUAGUAAUUUGAGAAUGUUUCAUGAAGAAUGAUGCUGAAGAUUAUGAGUUUGCCUUAUUUGCUUCGAAAGGAUUCUAUUUUGUUUGGAGCUCUAAUUCUAAGUAUUGUUUGUGUAUUCUUGUUGUUGUUCAGUAAAUUAAUUCUCAAGACUUUGUUUCCUAUUUUUCUGUAAUAAAUGUAAAAGUUUGAACUUCAAGAUGCCUUUGUGGCAGUUUGUUGGAAAAUUGUCACUAGUUCAACCGUGGAUUGUAAUUUGUAGGUAAUUUAGCUUGUGUAAACCAUUAACAUCCUUGUGAAUGUUUUUCUAUUGUUUCUGAGUUUUAUA
Molecule: messenger RNA, 3597 nt
Organism: Quercus robur (English oak)
Lineage: Eukaryota; Viridiplantae; Streptophyta; Magnoliopsida; Fagales; Fagaceae
Product: disease resistance protein RPM1-like
Exons: 6
Coding region: 542-3223 (893 amino acids)
Biological process (GO): defense response to other organism
Molecular function (GO): protein binding; ADP binding
Source: RefSeq, a predicted model, not a curated record